This is a messenger RNA of Talpa occidentalis (Iberian mole), 686 nucleotides long. Its product is annotated as 60S ribosomal protein L15-like. The record is from RefSeq and is a predicted model, not a curated record. Lineage: Eukaryota; Metazoa; Chordata; Mammalia; Eulipotyphla; Talpidae. Gene Ontology annotation, cellular component: cytosolic large ribosomal subunit; ribosome. Gene Ontology annotation, molecular function: RNA binding; structural constituent of ribosome. Gene Ontology annotation, biological process: cytoplasmic translation.
UCUUUCCUUUCCAUCUGGCAGCAGCCAUCAGAUAAGCCAAAAUGGGCGCUUACAAAUACAUCCAGGAACUAUGGAGGAAGAAGCAGUCCGAUGUGAUGCGCUUUAUUUUCAGGGUGCGCUGCUGGCUGUAUGGCCAGCUGUCAGCCCUCCACAGGGCACCCCGCCCCACCAGGCAGGAUAAAGCGAGAAAACUGGGAUACAAAGCCAAGCAAGGUUAUGUCAUAUAUCGGAUUCUUGUGCACCGUGGUGGCCGCAAACGUCCAAUUCCAAAGGGUGCAACCUAUGGCAAGCCUGUCCACCAUGGUGUUAAUCAGCUGAAGUUUUCUAGAAGCCUUCAAUCUGUUGCUGAAGCUGGACGCCACUGUGGAGCUCUGAGAGUCCUGAAUUCUUACUGGGUUGGUGAAGAUUCCACGUACAAAUUUUUUGAGUUUAUCCUCAUCGAUCCAUUCCAUAAAGCUAUCAGAAGAAACCCUGACACCCAAUGGAUCACUAAACCAGUCCACAAGCACAGGGAGAUGCGGGGGCUAACAUCCGCAGGCCGCAAGAGCCGUGGUCUUGGAAAGGGCCACAAGUUCCACCACACUAUUGGUGGUUCUCGCCGUGCAGCUUGGAGAAGGCGCAAUACUCUCCAGCUCCACCGUUACCGCUAAUAAGUAAUGUUUGUAAAAUUCUUACCUAAUAAACAA